UUGUCUUCUCUGUCUCGCUCUCUUCACACAGCACACAGACAGAGUUGGCACAAUAUACUACAAUGGAGCAAUGCAGCUACUCUUCCUCAUCAUCUUCAACCUAUCAGCUGCUGCAGAAAACACAGGAAGACACUAUGAAAACAAACACGACUUCCUCAUUGUCAGCAGUACUGCACUCCGUCCGGAAACCCCUGGCGAAGCACUGGAAGAAACCUGCCAUUGCGCCGCCGCCCCCGGUUCCGGCCAGAGUCUACAAGGUGGAACCCAAAAACUUCAAGGACGUGGUGCAGAAGCUCACCGGCGCACCUAAGUUCCAGCCCCAGCGGCGGUUACAACGCACGCCGCCUCCUCCCCUCGACCUGAUUCCCACACCCCCAUGCCCAAACAACAUAAUAGAUACUCGAGUACCACCGCCGCAGCCCCUCCUCUCCCAGCCGACACCGUUAAUUUCUCCGGUGUACCGGGAUUUGAUGUCGGAAACGCUGGAAACAAAGCCAUGGAGGCACUACUCAUCGGAAGCAGGAGGUUGUCUAAUGAGUGGGAACGGGAGUGGGAGCCCUCUCGGUUUUGGGAGCCUGAAUUCGCCAUCUUCAUAUGCGUGGUGCUUCCCACUGUUGAGUCCGGGAACUCUGUCCAUCUUGGAGCAAGGCACGGUUUAAAUGUAAUUAGCAAAGCUUUUCCUCAUCAUGUCAUUUGGUGGGGCAAGUAAAGUUAUGUUCAAUAAUUAUUAUUCCAAUACAAUGCCAUUUCCACCACGUA
This is a messenger RNA of Malania oleifera, 759 nucleotides long. RefSeq lists its product as uncharacterized. The transcript has a single exon. The record is from RefSeq and is a predicted model, not a curated record. Lineage: Eukaryota; Viridiplantae; Streptophyta; Magnoliopsida; Santalales; Ximeniaceae. The coding region runs from base 63 to 659 and encodes 198 amino acids.